AUGAGGACCAGGAGGAGGCACUGGGAUACCACACAGGUGGAUGAGGACCAUGAGGGGAUAGUGAGCACCCUGGUGCAGACCCUGGGCACCCCGGACGGCCCCUUCCUCCAGCCCUUCCGCUGGCUGCGCUCCUGGGUGCGGCAGUGUCACUGGGGUGACGCCGAGUAUUUGCCCCUCCAGGUGAGCGCCUCCAGGCAGGCAGCAGCUGGGGUGGCAAGCACAGCAGCGUUCUUCCUCUGCGAGGGGCUGCUGGGCCAGCAUUUUGACGUGGUCCCCAAUGGGGUGGCCGAGCCCCAGCCUGGAGAUCUCUUCCUCUUCCCUCUGGCCUCGGGGGGCCCCAGCUGGUGGUGUGCCCACACUGGUGUCUACUGUGGUGAUGGGGAGAUCAUCCACCUGGAAGGCAGCUCGGGGAUGUCUCCAUCUGGGAUUGUGGCCAAGCACAGCAAGAGUCACCUGCUCCGGACACGGGGUCCGGCCAAGGUACUGCGGAGGAAGGGAGGGAUGGAUGCAGCUGCCCUGCGGCGACGGAUCCGGGUGGCCAUGGACCAGGAGCUGGAGUACGAUGCUGUCACCUGCAACUGUGUUCACUUUGCCCUUGCUCUGCUAGGGCUGGGGCACCUCGCUGGUGCCAUGGUAUCCCCAGCACUGCAGUGAUGGAGGUGGCCGUGUGCCUGGAGAACA
This is a messenger RNA of Calypte anna (Anna's hummingbird), 681 nucleotides long. RefSeq lists its product as uncharacterized. The record is from RefSeq and is a predicted model, not a curated record. The coding region runs from base 1 to 654 and encodes 217 amino acids. The transcript is spliced from 6 exons. Lineage: Eukaryota; Metazoa; Chordata; Aves; Apodiformes; Trochilidae.